Neopsephotus bourkii (Bourke's parrot) is the source of this 3155-nucleotide messenger RNA. RefSeq names its product lysophosphatidylcholine acyltransferase 2 (gene LPCAT2). Gene Ontology annotation, cellular component: endoplasmic reticulum. Bases 114 to 1751 code for a protein of 545 amino acids. Lineage: Eukaryota; Metazoa; Chordata; Aves; Psittaciformes; Psittacidae. The transcript has 14 exons. The record is from RefSeq and is a predicted model, not a curated record. Gene Ontology annotation, molecular function: calcium ion binding; 1-acylglycerophosphocholine O-acyltransferase activity.
GGGGCUGCCCAUGGCGAGCAGGGCCGGCCGAGGCGGGCUGGGCAUGGCACGGGUGCCGCGGCACCCUAGCAGCUCAUGCGCAAUCGUGCGGGGUGGCUGCACUCGGCGGGAGCAUGGCGCAGAGGGUGCUGCCGCUGCCCAGGCAGCAGUCAUUCGUACCACCCACCGUUCUCAACCCCUUCAUCCACCCGAGGCCCCUGAGAGCCACGGACAAGUUGCGGACUGUUCUUCAGGGGACUGUUUUGCUGCCCCUCCGUGCCACAUGCAUGACAUUCAUUAUACUGCUAGCAUGGCUGUUUGCAUCAAUUGCAACUUUCCAGCACCCCAGAAAAGGAUCUGUGCCAUUGAAAGGAUGGAGGAGGAGGAUGAUCCAGAUAACCCUCUCAUGCCUGACUCGUACCUUGUUCUUCGUAAUGGGUUUUCAAGUUAAAGUAAAAGGGAAAAUAGCAACUCCACAGGAAGCCCCAAUCUUUGUUGCAGCUCCUCAUUCAAGCUUUUUUGAUGCCAUUAUUUCUGCUCUAACUGGAAUGCCAUCGGUAGUGUCUAGAACAGAGAACCUGUCAACUCCAGUAUUUGGCACAAUUUUAAGUUCCCUUCAGCCUAUAUCUGUUUCACGUCAAGACCCUGAUUCACGGAAAAAUACAGUCACUGAGAUCACCAAGCGGGCAUUAUCAGGAGGCCAGUGGCCACAGAUACUGAUUUUCCCAGAAGGCACCUGUACAAACCGAUCUUGCCUGAUAACAUUUAAACAAGGUGCCUUUGUUCCACAAGUCCCUGUGCAACCUGUGUUGCUCCGAUACCCUAACAGGCUGGAUACUGUGACCUGGACAUGGCAGGGCUAUUCAUUAAAAGAGCUGUGUGUAAUGACGCUGUGUCAGCUCUUCACAAGAGUAGAAGUUGAGUUUUUGCCUGUUCAUGUUCCUACUGAGGAAGAAAAGAAUGAUCCCAUCCUUUUUGCCAACAGAGUCCGACAAACCAUGGCAACUGCUUUGAAUGUGCCAGUCACUGAUCACACUUUUGAAGAUUGCCGACUGAUGAUUUCAGCAGGACAGCUGACUUUACCCAUGGAAGCUGGGCUGGUGGAGUUCACCAAAAUCAGCAAGAAACUCCACUUACAAUGGAAUCGUGUCAGAGAGCAGUUGGAUACCUUUGCUGCUAUUGCAAGUGCUUCCAAAGGGGGAAGAAUUGGAAUUGAGGAGUUUGCAAAGUACUUGAAGCUGCCUAUUUCAGAUGUCCUCAGAGAGUUGUUUCUACUUUUCGACAGGAAUGGAGAUGGCACCAUUGACUUCAGAGAAUAUGUAAUUGGUUUGUCCAUUCUCUGUAACCCAGCCAACACAGAAGAGACUAUUCAGAUGGCAUUUAAGCUCUUUGACCAGGAUGAGGAUGGCACUAUAAAGGAAGAUGAGUUUGCUUGUAUCAUUCGGGCAGCUCUGGGGCUGCCGGAGCUUGAUGUAUCUAUGCUCUUUAAAGAAAUAGAUGCAGAUAAGACAGGGAAGCUGUCCUACGAUGAGUUCAAGCACUUUGCACUCAAGCAUCCAGAAUAUGCCAAGUUGUUCACUACAUACCUAGAGCUACAGAGAUACCAGUUAGAUAUGUUGGAGGAGUAUAACAUUGAGUCACCUGCAGUCAAACACAGUCCAGUUACAAAGAGUACAGUCCCAAUAUCAGAAACACCAAUCGCAAGAAAUAAGGUCUGUCCUGAAGGCAAUGAAGAGGAUAACUCGACUACCUCUGACAAAAAGGAUGACUGAGAAGAGUUGAAGAAUUCAGCUGUUGAAUUCUACAGGGUUAUUUCUCCUAGCUAUUCAUAAGCACAACUGAUAUAAAAUAGAGAGGGAAGGUACAAUCUAAAAAACUAUAUAUAUGUAUUUUUUUUUUUUCACUUUCGUAUCGGGAGAAGUUAUUCCUGUUUGAGUGUAAGGGAGAAACCACUGUAACUAUUCUGUCCUUAAUGUCAGGAUCACAAAUGCUGGGGAUGUUGUUCACUGGCUUCCAAGUUCAUGCUUCCACAAAAGUAACACGUGCUAGCAGGGGUUAAGAGGCUCCAGCACUGCAGUGGCCUCUCAGGAUGGAAACUGAGGAUCCACUUGUGUAAAAACAAGUGGAAUCUUUGGUGCUGCUCAAUUCCUCUGCAUCCCCAACUUGUCUUAAGGGGGGGAAAUGAUGCCAGAGUGAUUUAAUUUGCAAUAUCACUUAGCUCUUGUCAGGGCCCUGAGAGACAGGAAGAAAUUACAAGAAGUUGAGCUGAAGCUGAUGUUUUCUUUUAGCUGUCCUUAGAUUUCCCUUAACUGCUCCUUAACUAUAAAGCCUAAGCUUCUGAACGAGCCAUGCUAAUCCACUGAUGUUAACAGAAACAGAUUUAGGCUUAAAGGCUAGUUAAAAAUGUAAAUGGCUGUGCUUCUAACAACAAAAAACCUAAUGGGAAUUCCAAGAUAGCAGGUCACAGUCCACAGGAAAAUGCAGGCAAUGAGACCCAAGAAUUAAUCCACUAUUUAAAAAUAAAUAGAACAUUGUGUGCAGUAACUAUCAUUCAGGAUCACAUUAGGAGGAACAUUUCAAACUUCAGCAUAUUUUUUAUUCUACUGAUUAUCAACAGAGGAAUGUGACCUUGCUCUGCAAAACUUAAAAGGCAAAUAUGCUGUCAAGCCAUAGUUCGAGUAGUUAGUAUCUAUUCUAAAGCUGUCUCCUGGAAGCCAUGUAUGUAUGUAUUACUGUGCAUUACUCAAUGUGUUCCUAGGGUUUAACUAAAAAACAUACUCUGUUUUGUUAGUGAUUUGAGUAUGUUUUGCCUCAGUCCCCUAUAGUGCACUGGAAGUUGGGCCUUUACCUUUUUCCAUCCUUUAUCUGAGUGCACUUUAUACAGUAUUUAAAUAUAUAUAGGUAUUUAUGCAAAUACUUCUAAUUAAAAACUUAAUAGGGGUGUAGUAACAAUAUAUUUUUAAAUUAAAACUAAGAUGAGCAAACCCUAGAAUGUCUAGUACCAAAGAUAACCAAGUGUCAGCAGGUUUUCAUACGUGAACUGGUAACCUCUGCCUGUAAGUUACUGCUUGCUUUGUCUGGCUGCAAGCUCAUCGCCAUGUUUAAUCUUUCUAUAUUUAUAAUUGUGCCUAUCCUGAUGUUUCAUGUGCUUAAAAUAAAUCUAUAUUUUUAAAAUA